UCCCCUCAGGGAGAAAGAAGCCUUCAGUUGGCACUGCCGCAGCCGCGUUGGGGAACGGGAGCCGCACACGGGGAACGGGGCACAGGGAUCGGGUAGUGGGGAAUGGGGAACUGAGAUCGGGGCCCGGGGACGGCCUCAGCGCCCUCCCGAGCCGGGGCCGCCCCGCCCCGUCCCGCCCGGAGCCUCGGCCGCUUCCCGCGGGCCGCCCCCUGCCUGCGCACCCCGGGGCGCGGCCGCUCUCCCGCCGCUGUGUCGGGGCGUGCUCGGCCUCUGCCUCCUCCUCGUCCUCCUGCUGCCGGCGGCCGGUGAGCGCGGGAAGGUCUCCUGAUGCUGAAGACCCUCUGGAAACUGUAAAGAAGAUCGCCGAGAAAAUGAGGAAACUUGCAUCCACCAACUGGAUCUCUGACUCGGACAUUUUUCAGGAUCCUGAUUUAGACUUUUCUGGCCCCAGUUUUGGAACCCUCAUUGCCAUUGGAGUUACUGUUUUUGCAGUGAUUGUCGUUACUAUUAUUCUGUGCCUCACCUGUUCCUGUUGCUGUCUGUACAAAGCAUGUCGAAGACCACGCCCUGUGGUGACCACUGCCACCACGACGGUGGUUCACUCUGCCUAUCCCCAGCAGCCAGCAAUGCCACCCAGCUACCCAGCAGCUCCAUACCAAGGCUACCAGCCCGUGGCUGUGCAGCCCCAGCCGGGGAUGCCAGUGGCUCCCUACCCUGCCCAGUACCCUCCCCCGUACCCCACGCAGCCAGCAGGACCCCCAGCUUACCAUGAGACCGUGGCAGCUGGUGCUGGAGCCCCUUACCCCACCCAGCCCCCUUACAACCCUGCUUACAUGGAUCCUCAGAAGCCCACCUAUUGAAAAGCUUCUACUGUGCUUCUGCAUACAAAACUUUUAAAAAUAUAAUUUGUUCUGUUUACACCAUUCACCUGUACUAUAUUUUUCUGGAAGACAACAAUCUUUUGUUAAAGUAGAGUGAAAAUCAGUUCAUUAUCUUCUUCUUUUUAAUGCUCCAAGGAAGGAGUAUUUUUCUUGCAGAAGUUAAUUUAUACCUCAAGCAAAUACAAAAAGAGAUUUUGCUCUAGAUACAAUGAGAGUAAUGAGAAGAAAGAGUAUUUCAGAAAUACAGAACCACAAUACCAUUUGCUGUGCAAUAAUUUUGAGAGGAAUGGUCUAAUAUGAGCAUCGUCAGAUACCCAAAGCUGUAGCAAUCUUUUGCACAGUAUUCAAAUGUAAAAUCUUAACCUCUAAGAAACUACCUGAUACAUGUUAUGUAAGUUCUGCCUGUUUUGAAGCUACUAUUGUUAGGUAAGCUACCAUUUAAUACAUUUCAUUUAUCAUUCAAAAGGGAAUUUUCCUUUUUUUGCAACACCUUUACCUUUGAUAAGAGGUAGUAAACCAUGUUUAAUUGCCUUUGAACUAGUUCUAAAUAGCAUGAGUUGGUUAUUUCCUUGUUUUCUGUCCCAAUUUUAAGGUUUAUAAACUGUGCCUCCAUUGGGUGUUAUAGCUAAAAAUCAACAGACUCUCUGCCACUUAAAGGACCAAA
This is a messenger RNA of Passer montanus (Eurasian tree sparrow), 1545 nucleotides long. RefSeq names its product shisa family member 5 (gene SHISA5). Gene Ontology annotation, cellular component: endoplasmic reticulum. Gene Ontology annotation, biological process: positive regulation of canonical NF-kappaB signal transduction. The coding region runs from base 372 to 860 and encodes 162 amino acids. NCBI's taxonomy places the organism in Eukaryota, Metazoa, Chordata, Aves, Passeriformes, Passeridae. The record is from RefSeq and is a predicted model, not a curated record. The transcript has 6 exons.